Molecule: messenger RNA, 3103 nt
Organism: Coccidioides immitis RS
Lineage: Eukaryota; Fungi; Ascomycota; Eurotiomycetes; Onygenales; Onygenaceae
Product: 6-phosphofructokinase
Exons: 3
Coding region: 34-2463 (809 amino acids)
Biological process (GO): canonical glycolysis; fructose 6-phosphate metabolic process; fructose 1,6-bisphosphate metabolic process
Cellular component (GO): cytoplasm; mitochondrion; 6-phosphofructokinase complex
Molecular function (GO): 6-phosphofructokinase activity; identical protein binding; ATP binding
Source: RefSeq, a predicted model, not a curated record
CGCCAGCGCAAACAUCCCUUAUCAACAGUCGCAAUGGCUUCCUACAACCCUCCCGGACAUCUGCCGGUGCCUGUACCCAAACGACGCCGUGUUGCCAUCCUCACCAGCGGCGGCGAUGCCCCAGGAAUGAAUGGCGUCGUCCGUGCCGUGAUCCGGAUGUCCAUACAUUGCGGGUGCGAGGCGUAUGCGAUCCAUGAAGGCUACGAAGGCUUAGUACAAGGAGGAGAGUUGAUCCGGCGCAUGCAUUGGGAGGACGUGCGUGGCUGGCUAUCUCGUGGUGGCACUCUCAUUGGUUCCGCACGGUGCAUGUCGUUUCUACAGAGAGAAGGCCGCUUGAAGGCCGCAAAGAACAUGGUCACAAGAGGAAUUGACGCUCUUAUCGUCUGUGGUGGAGACGGUAGCUUGACUGGCGCUGAUGUCUUCCGAUCUGAAUGGCCUGGCCUGCUGGACGAGCUUGUCAAGAAAGGAGAACUUACCGCCAACCAGACUUCCCCGUACAAAACCCUGAAUAUAGUUGGCUUGGUGGGAUCAAUUGACAAUGACAUGUCGACUACCGAUGCUACCAUUGGGUGCUAUUCCUCCUUGCAUCGUAUUUGCGAGGCCGUCGACGAAGUCUUCGACACCGCCGCCUCCCAUCAGCGCGGCUUCGUCAUCGAGGUCAUGGGCCGACAUUGCGGCUGGCUUGCACUCAUGUCUGCUAUCAGCACAGGCGCUGAUUGGCUCUUCAUCCCUGAAAUGCCUCCCCGUGAUGGCUGGGAGGACGAUAUGUGCGAGAUUAUUACACAGAACCGCCGGCGAGGCAAGCGGCGAACAAUCGUCAUCGUCGCCGAAGGUGCUCAGGAUAGAAGUCUGAAUAAAAUCACCUCGGACGCAGUCAAGGCUAUUCUUAGCAACAGACUCAAGCUCGACACCCGCGUCACGGUCUUGGGGCACACCCAGCGAGGUGGUCCGGCCUGCGCCUAUGACAGGUGGCUCGCCACUCUUCAGGGCACCGAAGCCGUUAGAGCCGUCCUCGAAGCCACUCCCGACUCCCCAUCACCAAUUAUCACAAUUCGCGAAAAUAAGAUCGAGAGAGGGUCUUUGAUCGACGCCGUCGCCGCGACAAAAAAGGUUGCAAAAUGCGUUGCCGAGAAGAGAUUUGAGGAGGCCAUGCAACUCCGGGAUUCCGAAUUCAAAGCCUAUCAUAGAGCCUACAUUAACACGACUACUCCCCAUCACCCGAAAAUGCUGCUUCCCCAGGAGAAGAGAAUGCGCAUUGCGAUUAUCCACGUCGGUGCACCUGCUGGGGGAAUGAAUCCAGCAACCCGUGCGGCAGUGGCUUAUUGCAUUGCUAGAGGCCAUACUCCAGUCGCCAUCUACAACGGAUUCCCUGGGUUGUGCCGCCACCACGCCGAUAAGCCACUAGGUUCCGUCCGCGAGGUAAAUUGGCUAGAAUCAGAUUCCUGGGUGAACGAAGGUGGGUCUGAAAUCGGAACCAACCGAGGUCUCCCUUCCGAGGAUAUGCCUACCACUGCCUAUUGCUUUGAACGGUACAAGUUCGACGCUUUGUUCAUCAUUGGGGGCUUCGAGGCUUUUACUGCGGCAAGUCAGCUUCGAAAGGCAAGGAAAGAUUAUCCAUCACUAAAAAUUCCAAUUGUGGUCCUCCCCGCUACGAUUUCCAACAACGUUCCUGGCACUGAGUAUUCACUGGGCAGCGAUACUUGCCUGAACACGCUGGUAAACUUCUGCGAUGUGAUCCGACAAUCUGCUUCCUCAUCGCGCCGCCGUGUAUUUGUGAUUGAGACCCAAGGUGGGCGAUCCGGGUACAUCGCAGUCAUGGCAGGUUUAGCAGUGGGAGCGUACGCAGUGUACAUCCCUGAGGAAGGAAUUGAUAUCAAAAUGCUCGCCCGCGAUAUCGAAUAUCUCCGACACAACUUUGCAACUGACCGAGGCGCAAGUCAUGCCGGCAAAAUCAUCCUCCGCAACGAGAAAGCGUCUUCCACAUAUACCACACAGGUCAUUGCAGACAUGAUUAAGGAAGAGGCCAAGGGCCGUUUCGAGUCCCGGGCCGCUGUUCCGGGCCACUUCCAACAAGGAGGGAAACCAUCACCAAUGGACCGAAUCCGUGCACUCCGCCUGGCUCUUCGCUGUGUCCAACACCUCGAGUCAUUUUCGGGGCGCAGCCGUGAUGAAAUCGAUGCCGAUGAGAUGUCAAGCGUUGUGAUCGGAAUUCGAGGUAGCGAAGUUGUAUUUGGCCCAAUGUCCGGUGAAGAGGGCCUCGAGGCGACCAACACGGACUGGGAGCAUCGAUGCCCACGCAAUCAGUUCUGGAUGAAGCUGAGGAAUCUGGUUGACACGCUCAGCGGACGGCCUUCCGAGAGCAAGGACGGAAAGGUCAAAUUGGCCGAUGACGAAGGAUGGGAUUCAGGAGCCGUGUCUGAUCCCUGUCAUUUGUGCGGGACUCCGAAAAUUGCGAUCGGCUAGAUAAUGAAAGCUUCGUCCACAGGCCAGAGAGCUUCCAGAGUGUACAUAAUUAACUCCCACCAAAGCGCAUCUGCUGCUUUUAGUUAUAGAAAGGUGGUGUCUGAAAUUGGAUGGCCAGCCUAGAUGCCCUGUUUUUUCUUUUUGGAGAACAAAAGAAUACACAGAAAUCUUCUCUCAGAAGCCCCUCUGAUAACUAGUGAACCCCUGUUCAAAGUUUUCUAUUUUCACGUUCUACGCACUAACUAACAAGUUAGUUCACUAACCAAGUUAUUUUCGAGAGCCUGAUCUCCAGUUCAUCCGAUCUUGGCAGCCAUCUCGUCGAUUUGUGUCAGGGCAACGUGCGGAGUACUCCAUGUCCUUCUUCUCGUCAUUAUUUUCUCAGUAACUAUCCAGAUCUACUCUUUAAAUGUUAGUGGGAGAUAAUUAUAAGGGGAAUGCUCUGUCACUCAUGGCAGCUCCUCCGGACUUGUGCGGUCAGGGAGGCCAGUCAGCAUCUCAAGUGCCCUGGAUACCCUAAUAAAUUGGCACAUAUUCAUCAAGCGGAAAUGGCUGGGUUUAGGAGAAUGGCAGAUAUCCUGGCGUUGAACUUUUAUUAGUUUGUGAGAUGGCAUCCUGGUUCGAUGGAUGCAUCCAUUCCUUG